Messenger RNA from Homalodisca vitripennis (glassy-winged sharpshooter), 792 nucleotides. RefSeq lists its product as uncharacterized. The record is from RefSeq and is a predicted model, not a curated record. Lineage: Eukaryota; Metazoa; Arthropoda; Insecta; Hemiptera; Cicadellidae. The transcript has 2 exons. The coding region runs from base 303 to 707 and encodes 134 amino acids.
UCGGUCCCAUGAAAAAAUGCUGGUGUAAUGUUAUGGAAGAAGCAAAAUUUCAUGAAAGGAAUAGCAAUGCCUUUGAUAAGAGAUAUUUUCCAUCUCAUGUGAGGAAAGCCCUACAAAAACUAGAGCCUAACUUACAGAAAGACAUCAUUGCAGGUUUUUACAAGGCAGGAAUUUUUCCUCUUAACCGAAAACGUGUGUUGGACCGGCUGCCCCCUGAGCUGUGUGAGGAUGAAGAUGUUGAUGGCAGUUAAGCUAAUAGCAGCACUAGUGUAAAUGACAGUUUAACAACUUUCUUGAAAGAGAUGCGUUAUGGUGAUGGGAGUGAAAAACAAGCAGUAGGCCGAAAAAAGAAACUGAACAUUCCGGCUGGCCGCAGCGUCACUCUUGCAGAUUUUGAUGACCCUGACGAGGAAGAAACAGAAAAUGAAAGAUCUGAAAACGAAGAUGUACCAGACAAUCAAGAAUUUUAUAAUUAUGAUUCUAAUGAAGAAGGUUUUGAUAUGGAAAAGAGAGAUGAAGAGCGUUCUGAAGAUUUAGCGGAGUGCAUCAGUGAAGGAGACUGGGUGAAAGUGAGAUUUACGUAUGAUAAGGGGGUAAAGGUUUUUAUUGGGAAGGUUUUAGGAAUCGAAGAUGCAGAAUUUAUUGGGACAUUCCUUCGGCAGUCCAGUAAAUGUGACAAUAUUUUUUUAUUUUCCCAAUGUGCCUGAUGAGUUCCCAUUUAACAAGGAUGACGUUUUGGCAGUUUUAAAACCGCCACACUCACAGAGGGGACAGUAUAUUUUUGAAUCCGAC